This is a messenger RNA of Aaosphaeria arxii CBS 175.79, 1921 nucleotides long. RefSeq lists its product as uncharacterized. The transcript has 2 exons. The record is from RefSeq and is a predicted model, not a curated record. NCBI's taxonomy places the organism in Eukaryota, Fungi, Ascomycota, Dothideomycetes, Pleosporales. Gene Ontology annotation, cellular component: nucleus. Bases 57 to 1850 code for a protein of 597 amino acids. Gene Ontology annotation, molecular function: transcription coregulator activity; RNA polymerase binding.
CGCUCUGCUUGAGCUCUUUACUUUGGCCUGCCAGCGAUUUCAAUCGAAUUAUUAUAAUGGCAGAUUUGCCUCCCCGACCGCCAACCGGUCUCCCGCCUCUGGCUCCUGGCUGGACCGAGCAUAAAGCGCCCUCAGGACAUUUAUAUUACUACAAUAGAGAAACCAAAAAGUCCACAUACACGCGCCCUGUAUCGGAAGCAUAUGGCCAUCAAACAAUCCCUACCGGAUCUGCGCAGCAUGCCUCGAAUACAGGCUCUACCAGCGACCUAUUCCAUCCCUUGACCGCUCAAGCCCCGAUAACUUCGCAGACACCUUCGAAUUAUCAGCCCCAAUUCUACCUCUAUGGAGGACCAGUGGAACAAAAACCAAAACGUGGGUGGCAGCAUGCGCCAGUAGAUCAGCAAAGAGGAGGCCAUCGAGGCGGAGCUCGAGGAGGACACAGAGGGGACCAUAGCAGCUUUCCCGACCGGCGGCGGCAGCAGGAGGAUCGCCCGAAGCAUCGUCACGAUAUUCCCAAUUGCGCACCGUGGGUUCUAGUCAAGACCAAACUAGGGCGGCGCUUCGUCUGGAACAAAGAAACCAACGAGAGCUUUUGGAAGUUUCCUUCAGAUGUGAUGAAAGGGGUGGUGGAGUUUGAUCGUAAAGAACGAGAAAAACGAGAGAGGAGGGAGCGAGGAGAGCCCAGCGAUGAUGAAGAUGAUGCUGCCAUGGCCGAGGUCGAGGCGGAGCUAGCUGCUGCGGAGCAGGAGAUCGAAGAGGCUGAAGUGGUUUCUGUGGAAGGAGACGAGGGGAUGGAGAAUGAAGAGGAGUACGAGGAAGUCGAGGUCACCGAUGAUGAGGGUGGGGAUGGUUUUCAUACGGAGCAACCUUCCAAACGGCAGCGAACAGAGGAACCCACCGAAGACCCUGGCAUGGAAAUGGGCGAGGAUGAUAUGGCUUGGCAACUGGCUCAGAUGGAGGAGAUGGAAGCAAUGGCCGAGGGAUACGGCGAUGAGGACGAGGAAGAAGGCCUACCAUUGACCGAAGAAGAUUGCAAAGCACUCUUCAAGGAACUAUUGGAGGACUUGCAGAUCAACCCGUAUACACCGUGGGACAAGAUUCUCGAUGGCGGUGCACUCUUUGACGAUGACCGCUACAAGGCUUUGCCGAACAUGAAAGCCCGGAAAGAAUGCUUCGACGAAUGGGCCCGUGAAAAGGCGCAAUUUCUCAAGGAACAAAAGGCGAAACAGCAAAAGCUUGACCCGAAGAUUCCGUACCUCGCAUUCCUACACGCGCAUGCAACACCUAAGCUAUACUGGCCAGAAUUCCGCCGAAAAUUUAAAAAGGAGCCAGAAAUGAAGGACACAAAACUGCCAGAUAAGGACAAGGAGAAACUGUAUCGAGAUCACAUCAAGAGACUGGCACUGAAACCGUCGGAUCUCAAGUCAGACCUCUCUGCUCUUCUCAAAGCACAGCCUCUUGCAUCUUUGAACCGGGACACCACUAUUGACACCCUUCCUCAAUCAAUCUUGACGGAUCUCCGCUUCAUCUCACUGCCUGGGUCAACUCGGGAUUCCCUAGUUAAAACCUACAUCUCUACAUUACCCGCAGCACCGGAAGGCGCCGCUGCUUCCGCCGAAGAGGAGGCCGAGGCUGCUAAGAAACGCGCUGAGCGACAGAGGAGAGAAAAGGCCCUCGCAGACCGGGAGUCACGGGUACGCGAAGAAAAGAGAAAGGCAGAGCGCGAAGCUGCCUAUGGGAAGCAUCGACUGCGCGAGGAAGAAGACGAGAUCCAGCGCGCGAUGAAAGUUGGCAAGGAGGGCUUGAGAGCUCAGCUAGGUGAAUACCCCGGUCAGAAUGAUGGCCCUUAGAAUAUCCGGAAUCGCAGUAGACCAACCCGUAAUAUAAAUAUUUGCACGAAAGCUGUAAAGCGAUAUCAGUG